CUGUAGAGAGAUAGAAGACGGCUGCAAUGCGUUCUGGAGGAACAGUGUUAGUUUCGAGGUGCCAAGAUGAACAGCGUAAACAACAUGAACAAUGAGCAGCUGACAAACUGUCGUUUCCUCAGAGAAGAACACAUUAGCAACGGGGACUGGCUGUCGCUUGCCAGGAUCACGUAUCUGGACCAGCGCGCGAUCCCACGUAUCUGGGAAGGUGAAACAGGACUUACUAGGAAUGCUGAUACAAAGACAGAUGCUGUUGGAGUUAUUGCCUUCUACAAGCGGUUGCUCCAUUAUGACUGCAUCGUAUUAGUGAAGCAAUACCGCCCUGCCUUGAAAGCUUACACUAUUGAAAUGCCAGCUGGCCCGGUAGAAGAGAAUGAAAGUCCUGAUGUGGCCGCCAUGAGAGAAUUGAAUGAAGCUACAGGAUUUGUUGGUACCAUUAAGAAGAUUGGCCCUGUACUUGCCAUGGAUCCAGGAGUGUCCAGUUGUUCAAUGAGGCUUGUUACUGUCGAGGUAAAUGGAGAUGAGCCCAAGAAUCUUCACUUGAAGUCAAGUGUUAAUGAGCGAUUCAAGGAGCCCCUCCUCAUACCAGUGUCUGAGCUAUUAGAAAAACUUCGUGCCUUUGCUGCAGCUGGAUUCAUAAUAGACUCCAGAGUUGAUGCGUUUGCCAUUGGUUUGGUUAUGGGAAAUCAAUCUAGGAAAACAAAAAUACCUACAACAUUGAUGUAGAAACUUUAUAUUAUUUUCUUGUAAAUUAUUUUUAUUGAGUGUUGAAUGUUUUGCUUGUCAUGCACGUUUCCAUAUUUGACAUACAUCGAGAAAGAUGCUAAGAGACUGAAGAGGUUUAGUAUAUUAAAGAAAAACAAAACACAAAAAGAAAUUAAUAAUAUAUAAUGUCAUGCUGCUUUAAUUUACUUUCAUUUCAUGAACUACACUAGAUCUUAUUUACUUACAUAAUUUCUGUUCUUAUAACUCUCCUCAGUGUAUCACUGUAUAUUGUUUACUCAGCAAUGAUUUGUAUUUUUAUACUGCUUUAAGAAUAAUCCUAUGUAAACUACAUUUCCAUAUUUUAUGGUCCAUGGGAAUUCAUUUUCUGACAUUAAACGUAAGGACUGAGCCUGCUCAGAGUUCAAGAUGUAGAGCCAUUGAGUAUUACAGUGAACACCAAAAAGAAAAGAAAGAAAAAAGAAUUUUGCUGAAAGUAUGUCAUCUGUUUGGUGGUCACUGAAAUCAGGAGUAACUGAAAGAGGAUAGACUCUGGCUUAUAAUUUGUGCCACAAGAGUUUUACCUGAUAUACCCAUCCAAAGACAAAAUAAUGUUAAUACAGACAUAAGGCUAUGUAAGAUUUUGAUCUCAUUAAGUGCUUACUUCUGGUUCACCUACUUUCCACAAAGUAGGAAGAAAGUCUCUCUAAUCAUUGCUCUGCUACUGAGUAUUUGAGGAUUUGGGGUUUGCUUCUUGGAAGGUGAAAGAACAUUCUCUCUUCACAGUAUGCAGACCAACUCUGGGGCCCACCAAGCCUCCUGUCUAAUAUACACUGAGGGCUCCUUCCCCUGGGUAAGGACAAGUGACAAGGUCAAGAAUGGUGGAGCUAUAUCUCCUCUCUCAUAUGUCUUCAUGGCAAGGAACUUAAUAAAGCACAAGGAAAACUUAACCUUUCCUUUUUACUGCCUAAUAUUACAUGGCAGGAAAACUAACACCUAAUUUAUAGUGACUACUCCUAUAAGGUGAAGUACAUUUCAAAUAACAACACUACAGAGGGAGAUAAUUUUAACUGAAAACAUAUGCCAGACAUGAAGUUUGGAAGUAAAAUACUUUCUUGUCUGACAUCACUUACAUUGUGAUAAGGAAAUGUUGAAAAUGACCAUUGGCAUGUUGCAUACAUAACUGAGCACGACAAAGUAUGUUCGAAGACAUGGCUUAUAGUAAGAUGGGUCUGAUGUUGACAGUAAUAAUGCAUGGAUUACUGUAGUAGGAUUGCCUCCAACAUAGCCCCACAGAAAACGGCUUGAUGGCAACAAAUCUGGUGAGCAUGGGAUCCAUAAUUUUUUCAAAAUCAGAUGAUCUCUGAACAAGAGGGGUGAAAUGUGACUUCUUGUGUUGUCUUGCUGAAUCAGUGGUUUAGUAACUUCCUUUUCAGUCAUGUAUUCAAUGGAAUUUGUGGAUUAUGUCAAUGUACCAUUCAGAGAAUUAGGGUUGGCCCGACAGUCCUCCAUAUACCUCACUCCAAUUUUCACAGGGUGUAGGGGAGCCUCAUGUGGAUUUUCCAUAGGUCACAGUUGAGUAUUCUAAGAGUCUACACACCCUGUAAGAUGAAACCAGGCCUCAUCUGAGAAACAUCCAGCCUCACGUGCAAGGGUACCAUCCACUUCUUUCAGUAGCCAUUCACAGUAAUGAUUUUGUUUUUCACAGGCUGGAGGCAGCAGCUGAUACACAUAUUUCACAUUUUACAAGUCCAAAAUACAAUGGACAUAAAACUGGUCACAAGCAUAACACAAACAAACAAACAAAAGCAGAAAGACAAUACAAAGCCAAAGAAACACUGUAACUAAUUACAUAUUUACUGUAUGCUCCAAAAAUUCAUCAACUGUAUACAAUGAGUUAUUCAUGAGAUAUGAAAAUAAAUUAUUUUUAAAACUGA
Molecule: messenger RNA, 2639 nt
Organism: Cryptotermes secundus
Lineage: Eukaryota; Metazoa; Arthropoda; Insecta; Blattodea; Kalotermitidae
Product: ADP-sugar pyrophosphatase
Exons: 5
Coding region: 67-726 (219 amino acids)
Biological process (GO): nucleoside phosphate metabolic process; ribose phosphate metabolic process
Cellular component (GO): nucleus
Molecular function (GO): ADP-ribose diphosphatase activity
Source: RefSeq, a predicted model, not a curated record